Molecule: messenger RNA, 1984 nt
Organism: Armigeres subalbatus
Lineage: Eukaryota; Metazoa; Arthropoda; Insecta; Diptera; Culicidae
Product: transcriptional adapter 3-like
Exons: 5
Coding region: 358-1851 (497 amino acids)
Biological process (GO): regulation of transcription by RNA polymerase II
Cellular component (GO): SAGA complex
Molecular function (GO): transcription coactivator activity
Source: RefSeq, a predicted model, not a curated record
AAGAAGGCGUCAGCCAAGUUUUCACACGAAUUAUUUUGUCGGUAAAUAGUAAGAUAAAGUGCAAAUUUGCUAACUUUUUACAUGUUGCUUUUAAAAUAGUGACUCAUUGAAGACAUAGCAAAAUCGAUUUUUUGCGUUGCAAAGUAAAAUUUGACGCAUCCAAAUGACAGCUUCGUCCCCGUUUAGCGUUGUGCGAAUGUAGUAGUGAGAUUCUUCGAUCAGCUGUGCGAGUGCAACGGUUGAGCAAACUUGUGUUGGAAUCGUGGCAAACAACACUGAUUGUAAACAAAAGUGUCUGGGCGGCUCUCGAAUUUCGUUUGUCUUGCUACCCCCGAGAGGUCAACGCAAGGUGCCAACAUGGCUGAUAAGAGCCUUGCGAAGCGCUUGUCACUCUCAUCAUCGUCGAAAAAUCGAAUGGGUCAUCCGUCGGCCAGUGGUGGCUUCGCUGGGCUAGGCGUUGGAGGAUUACCAUCCGGAUCGAAGCUUCCCUCGGCCGCCAAAGCACUGGCGUCCGCUGCUAGUGCAGGAGUACCUUCGCCUGGUUCACCAGGCGAAAUAUCUCUAAUUCCAUACAUCAAAACGUCUGAUAACGGAAAAGUGCUGCCAAAAUAUACAGCGGCAUUAUCUACUACAACGGAAGAUUUGGUUCCAGCGGAAGACUUGGAUAUGGUUCAGUUGGAACUAGAACUUUUACUUUCUACUGUUGCUUUACGUUAUCGGGUAUUGAGAAGCGAAAUUGACACUAUCGAUAAGGCAGACGAAAGGCGGGAAAGAAAAGGCAAAUUCAUAGACAAGGCGCCAAGCUCACCUGGUAAAAAGAAGCGCUUGGAUGAUAAACAGAAAUUCCGUGACAGCACGGGCAAACCUUUUGGCCAUCAUAUAAAAAUUCCGAAGAUAAAAAAUAUGUCGUCGUUGAUUCCGCCUUCACCGGCUCCGUCUCAGAAUACGGACGAUAGCAGCGAUGCAGUCCCGUUUCUACCAACUAAUCAUCAUAUUCAGCACAUAAUUUCCGAUAACGCCAAUAACAAGCUAAUGCUUUCAAAGAACGAUACUCCAAACAAGUUUUGGAUGUCGGCCGAACCUUAUUGUAUGCCAAUUACGCAUGAAGAUUUAAAAUUGCUUGAUGAUUUGCUUGAGGAAUAUUCGGGACCAUUGAUUCCACCGAUACCGGAAUUGGGCCCACAUUAUAGCACUCAAUGGGCUGCGGAUGAUAUCAAAGAGGAACAAGACUCAACUUCUAAGAAAGGAAAGGGACUCACUAAUGGUGAUAUUGGAAAGAAAGAAAAAGUCAUGGGCGAAGGUAUCACAGGUCCACUCACGCAACGCUUGGUAUCAGCUUUGAUGGAGGAAAAUUUGCUUCCUGACUGUAACAGCACCAGCAACGAGAACAGCAACAGUAGCUCCGAUAUAGGUCACAGCAACUCAAGAAGUGCAGUUUCAUUGUUGAAGAACGGAAUCAGCAUUGAGCGCUGUUUGCGUAAAGAAUUGAUUGAACAGGGAAUCCUCGACGAUGAUGAUAUGCCCAAAAGUCAGCACGAUGAUGAAAUAUUGUCGGAAAUUAAUCGUGUUCGCACCGAGAUUGUCGUAAUAGCCGAGCACAAUUCGAGCGAAAUCCGGAAACUGCAGUCUAUGGCAAAGGAUGAGAUGAAGAGAAUCGAGGUUAAAAGGAAACUGGAUCGUGUUGACCAAGAGAUAAUUGAAUGUUACAAAAAAAUAAUGGCGGCCCGAUUGAAGCGUCGUCCGCUGACGAAGCAGGAACGAGACGAAGCUUAUCGUCUUGCAGAAGAGCAAAAACGUCUGUCUGAUCAGCUUGAAUUGAUGCCAGUUCAUGGACCUUUUGCUGGCAACUAAGUGAAUAUGCAUUUCUGUCAACUUAUAACUCUUAUAAAAUUGUUUAUAGAAUAAUAAUUCUUCUCAGCUAAUAUCGUCGGUUGAUACGGUAAAUAAAUUUUGAAUUAAAAUAUUCUCUCCCAUUACCGAAUAA